GCGAAGCUAUCGCGCCACUCGGCACGCUUUGUUUGCUCGUUUCUCUCGCUUGUAUUUAAUUUUUAUUGUAUCGAGACUAAGAGAAAUCGUGAUGCGUCGAAUCGCAAGAGUGGAUAGAAUUUUUUUUUAGUUGAUUUUCAUCCGAUUUAUCUGAUUGGUUGUUAUAAGAGUGAUUUAUGAGUGAUAAUGGAGGGUCAAGUGCAGAUGUGCGUAUGUAGGUGUUGAUUCGAAGCAAACGAAAACAGGGGCUUCAGAGUCAAAAAAUAUCCACCCGCAAGUAAUCGAACGCUUCAAAAGUCUGUGAAGUAAUAUAAGAAGCCUCAACAUUUUUGGGAACCUCGUCUUUUCAUGAAGUUGGAGAACUUGACUGACCAAGAAAAACAAAGUGCAAACAAUUCAUCCUAAGCUGGAGCAAGUAAAUCUGAUGGAAAAUCCAUGUCAUCCGUCAAAGGCAGAUUUAGUUUUUCAAAAGAUGAUGGGGACGAGCUACAGUCCAGUCUCCGGUUAUUGUUCAAUGGUCAAGACUCUAAUCACUCCAACAAUCCUACCGACAAUAUGGACUUUCACCAGAUUAAAGGAACAAGUGAUUUCGGAUCCAGUUGGCUAACCAGCAAUACAGGUGCAGUUAAUGUUAAAGUGCUGUUGGUUUUUGCUCAAGAUGAUAGACAGUCGGACAUAUUAGUUCAAACAUGCGAAAAGCUGGGCUGGCAUGUUUCAGAGGCACGAAACGCGGACGAGGCUCUUGAACUCUUCCAAACUCAUUAUCAUGACAUUGUAAUUAUUGACCGAAGGGGAGUGCAACGUCAGCAGGCUGACGAUAUAUGCAGAACUUUACAAAAUACACAUAAUCAUCGUACAUCGGUAAUUAUAGCGCUUGUUAAACGAUCGUUUUUCACUGAAUCUAAUCAAGAUGAGUGUACCACGUUGCAAGUACUCGAUGCUGGCUUCAAUAGAGCUCUUAUAGAAUGCUCGAAUCAGAAAAUUUUGAUAAAUGAGCUCAUCGGAAUCCACGCCAACGAAGUACAAGCAAAAUUACAACUAGCCACGGCCCAUUCUCUGUACUUGGCUGUUCACAGAUGUCGAGACAUGAUUCACGUGACUAACGAUCGACAUGUAAUUCAGUUUGCCAAUGAAGUAACCGAAAAAUUAUUAGGAUAUAAACUGGAUGAAGUAAUUAAUAAAAACCUUAACGAAAUCAUUACCUGCGAAAAUUUUAACCUCAUGAAUCAGUUAUUACAAAAGGGUCUAGAAUCAUACGGAAACAUGAACUGCAAGAGAAAAUUUAAUGGCCCUAUAACGAUAAGCUCGAGAAUCAUUCCUUUUUGUACCCAUGGCAGGCGACCCACUCAUUAUAUUUACAUUUACGAUACGACAUAUUUGUUAGAAAAUAUAGAAGAAAUAGAAAAAAUAAAAUGCGGGUGGCCACAUACAGUCAGCCACUUACAUCCAAGGGGAAGUGCACAUUCUUCGCGCUCAUUCGAUGUUGGAUCGGUUAAUAGUGAUCUGCAAAGGAGGUGCAGUAUUGCGAAGUUACAUAAUUUACCCAUUGAAGCCCCAAUCACGAAAGUUAUAACUCUUUUAACAUCUGCGAUGAUGGAUGCUGCCCUUCCAGAAGUGGUGAACCAAAUAAACAAAGCCAUCGAGAUAUUAAAAACGACAGAGCUGUUCGCACCUUACGUCAAAGAGUCCGGCGACCUCACCAACGAUCCCAUCACUUCGGAUCUCAUUGGAGCACUCAUUUCGGCACCUUUAUACGCUCGGGACUCGCGGAGAUCAUCCAACGAUUCGGUAGGACGUGUUCAAAGAAUACUGCGCCAACAAUCGCCUAAGCCGACGUCUAGGAGUCAAAGAGGUCCCCGGGAAAUCGAACUACUGUUGGAGAAUAGUUUGAGCUGGGAAUUCGACAUAUUCAAGCUCGAAAUGUUGUCCGAAAAAAGGUCUCUUUUUUAUCUUGGCAUGCACAUCAUGAACCUGUACGGUGUACCUGCUCAACUAAAGUGCGAGGAACGUGUUUUGCUGAAUUGGCUCACGGUUAUAGAGGGCAGUUACAAUGUUCAAAACAGUUACCACAAUUCAACCCACGCGGCUGAUGUAUUGCAAGCUACUGCGCGCUUCAUGAUGUCCGACAGACUAAAAUCUCUUUUGGGGCCCCUCGAUCAAGCUGCGGCGUUAAUUGCUGCUGCCACACAUGACGUGGAUCAUCCUGGCGUAACUAGUCAAUUUAUAUGUAAUGCAGGACAGAGGCUGGCCGUUUUAUACAACGAUAUUUCUGUACUCGAAUCUCACCACGCAGCUUUGACGUUUAAAUUAACUUUGGCCGACUCGGAGGUCAAUAUUUUUAAGGCAUUAGACAGGGAUACUUACAAAUCCAUCAGGCAAAACAUUAUUGAUAUGAUUUUAGCAACUGAUAUGACGAAGCAUUACGAGCACUUGGCAAAGUUCGUCAAUAUAUGCAGUGUGCAAUCCGAGGAAUCGAUGUCUGAGUUGUAUUCUGACGCAGUUGAUUCAUCACCGCUUUCGAUGGCGGAGAAUGUAACUUUGGUCAAAAGAAUGAUGAUAAAGUGUGCAGACGUUUCUAAUCCUGCACGACCUUUAAAACUUUGUAUUGAAUGGUCAAAACGAAUCGCUGAAGAAUACUUUAGACAAACUGAAGCAGAACAAGAAAGAAAUUUGCCUGUCACAAUGCCAACGUUUGAAAGAUCUUCAUGUUCUAUAGCCGCUUCUCAAAUUGGUUUCGUUGACUAUAUUGUUAGUGGUAUGAUGGAGGCUUGGGACGCAUUUAUCGAUUUACCAGAAAUUAUUAAGAAUAUAAGACAAAACUACGGAAUAUGGAAAGAACAUAGCAAAUCUGAAAUUUUUACUGUACAAGAUUGUGAAAGGCUGCAGCAGUCCUUGAAGUUACAUAUAUCUCAAUCCACUUAAAACAUAGAUUUCUUAAUAAAAUUAAUAUCAAUAUUUCUCAUCGUUUUUUUCAAAUAUCCCAUUCACA
Molecule: messenger RNA, 2989 nt
Organism: Copidosoma floridanum
Lineage: Eukaryota; Metazoa; Arthropoda; Insecta; Hymenoptera; Encyrtidae
Gene: Pde8
Product: phosphodiesterase 8
Biological process (GO): signal transduction
Molecular function (GO): 3',5'-cyclic-nucleotide phosphodiesterase activity
Source: RefSeq, a predicted model, not a curated record